Molecule: messenger RNA, 1581 nt
Organism: Raphanus sativus (radish)
Lineage: Eukaryota; Viridiplantae; Streptophyta; Magnoliopsida; Brassicales; Brassicaceae
Product: aspartic proteinase 39
Exons: 10
Coding region: 211-1452 (413 amino acids)
Biological process (GO): proteolysis
Molecular function (GO): aspartic-type endopeptidase activity
Source: RefSeq, a predicted model, not a curated record
AACUAUUUCAGACAAAAAAUACAAAGAACACCGAGUAAAUUCUCCGCGUGAGACCCAUUCAAUAACUGGAAGUUUUCACUGAUUAUCAGACAGUAUAUUUUCUAAUUUAGGGAAAAAAAAGUAGUUUUCAGGCGGAGACAGUGGUCUUUGUUGGAGAUUUUGCUGACGGCGGCACUCGUGACAUUAUCGCUGCAGUUGUCGGCGGCAGCGAUGGAGAAUUUGGUUUUUGAAGUUCGAAGCAAGUUCGGCGCGCGGGAAAAUAGAAAAGGAUCUUGGAGCUCUCAAAGCUCACGACGCUCGUCGUCACUCAAGUCCAUUGAUCUCCCUCUCGGCGGCGAUAGCUGGCCUACUGGUUUAUACUUUGCUAAAAUCGGACUCGGAACUCCAUCAAGAGACUUUUUUUAUGUCCCUAUCGAUACAGGAAGUGAUCUCUUAUGGGUGAAUUGUGCCGGAUGCAUCAGAUGUCCUAGCAAAAGUGAUCUGAUGAAGCUAACACAGUAUGAUUCAGAUGCUUCCUCCACUGCACGGCCUGUUUCUUGUGAUGACAGCUUUUGCUCUUCCUACUUUAGCCAAACAUCUAAGUGUGAUCACUCAGUUACAGGAACCGGUUCUACCAAUGGAACUAUUAUCUUCGGAUGCGGGUCUAUACAGACUGGUGGUCUCGAAGAGUCCGUAUCGGCAGUUGAUGGGAUAAUGGGAUUUGGAAAGUCGAACUCAUCGUUUAUAUCUCAGCUAGCUUCACAAGGGAAGGUGAAAAGGUCUUUUGCACAUUGCUUGGAUAACAAGAAUAAUGGAGGUGGUGGUGGUAUAUUCGCCAUUGGAGAAGUCGUGUCACCAAAAGUGAAGAAGACUACUCCCAUGCUCCCUAAAUCAGGUCAUUAUAGUGUUAGCCUCACCUCAGUCGAAGUUGGUGACUCAGUAUUACAACUUUCUUCGGGAGAGGUCAUUGUUGACAGUGGUACCACUUUGGUUUAUCUUCCUGCCUCUGUUUACAUGUCCUUGAUGAAUGAGAUCUUGGCUACGCAUCCAGAGCUUUUCUAUAGGGUUGAAGAUUCGUUUACUUGUUUCCAUUAUACCGACAAAAUUUACAGAUUAGACCGGUUCCCACCUGUCACAUUCCAGUUCGACAAAUCUGCUUCCUUGACGGUGUAUCCUCGGGAUUAUCUACUCCAAUUUGAAGGAGAUAAAUGGUGUUUUGGCUGGCAAAGCAGUGAGAAUAUAUAUGGAGGAAUCUUGUGGAUUCUUGGAGAUAUGGCGCUUUCUAACAAGUUAGUUGUCUACGACAUAGAAAACCAAGUCAUGGGAUGGACCAAUCACAACUGCUCAGGAGGAAUACAAGUGAAGGAUGAAGAAAGUGGAGCAAACUACACAGUCGGUGCUAACAAUCUCUCAUGGUCCUCUUCUUUAGUUACAGUUGUUUCUCUCCUAGUUCAUUUCCUCUUUACCCAUUGAUUUAGCCAACAAACAUAUCCUAGGUAAGACUUGCUUUGUAGUUUCAGAAAAAAAAAACUUUUGGUCAAAGACAAGUUUGGUAUCACAGACACAAGCCAUUAUUAUUGCAUUAUGUGUGUGUUUUCACUC